UCUUCUUUCAGCCUUACAAGUUACGUCGAUAUUCUUGCUUAAUUUGCUCGAUAACGUUAUGAGGAAAGGGUUUAUUGGCUAAAUGUGGCAACUCUUCUCUUGCGGCUGAAAAAUUGGGCUAGUUUCAGUCUUUGUGUGCGGGUUUUAGUAGUCGUUGCUGACAUUCUUGCUAGACCUGGCAACCCUGAGUGUGUCCCCUGAACUUCAGCCAUCCGGAAGUGAAUAAAUGAUCUCAUCGCAAGCCCAGUUGCUAAGCUGCAAGUGUAGACUGUGGUCGCAAGCAACAUGAAAUCAACAACAAGGAUUGAAGGAGCAAGACAGAAUCAGAUUAGUACUUGUUAUUAGCUAGCUAUUGAUUCCGGCCUUAACCAUUCUCUUUUCACCAAUCAUAGCUAGAGAUAUUCUACUGGCAAUUAGCUUAAAAUGCAGCUAAAAGUCUCAUCAUACAGUCAACACACCUGAAGCAGCUAGCUCUGUGUGAAUAAUAACACUGUUGAGUGUUGGACGCCCAAGAAUCACCAUGGCUGUGGCCAACACCACCAAAACAUCAUGGAGAUUACAGGAGAUUGUAGCCCACUCCAGUAAUGUGGCGUGUCUGGCCCUGGGGAAGAACUCAGGCCGUCUGCUAGCCACUGGGGGAGAGGACUGCCGAGUCAACAUCUGGGCAGUCAGCAAACCCAACUGCAUCAUGAGUCUGACAGGCCAUAAUAACCCAGUGGAGUGUGUAAAGUUUAAUAACUCUGAGGAGCAGGUGGUGGCUGGCUCACAGUCUGGAUCACUGCGCGUAUGGGACCUGGAGGCUGCAAAGAUCCUAAGAACUUUAAUGGGACACAAGGCCAAUAUCUGCAGCUUGGACUUCCACCCGUUUGGGGAAUACCUGGCAUCAGGCUCCAUGGACACCAACAUCAAGCUGUGGGAUGUACGGAGAAAGGGCUGUGUGUUCAGGUACAAGGGUCACACUCAGGCAGUAAGGUGCCUGGCUUUCAGUCCAGAUGGGAAAUGGUUGGCCUCUGCUAGUGAUGACAGCACCAUCAAGCUGUGGGACCUGACUGCAGGGAAGAUGAUCACAGAGUUUACAGCACACACCGCAGCCAUCAACAUCAUCCAGUUCCACCCCAACGAGUAUCUGCUAGCGUCAGGCAGCUCUGACAGGACCAUCAAACUGUGGGAUCUGGAAAAGUUCAAGAUGAUUGGCUCUUCAGAGGGAGAGAUGGGACCAGUCAGGUGUCUGGCCUUUAACCUGGAUGGCUGCUGUCUGUACAGUGGAGCUGUGGACUCUCUGCGUAUCUAUGGCUGGGAGCCCGACCGCUGCUUUGACGUGGUGCCAGUGGGCUGGGGCAAGGUGGCAGACCUGGCUAUCUGCAACCACCAGCUGAUUGGCGUGUCGUACAAUCUGACGAAUGUUUCAUCCUACGUGGUGGAUCUCACGCGGGUGAGGAAGUCUGGCUCUGUGAUCCAAGGCGUAAUCCAGGACGACCAGCCGCUCACAGAGCCCUCCCCGAAAGGAUCCACGCUGCGACGCAACUACGACCGACCCCUGACCACCUGCAGCACACAGAGGGUAAAGCAGAGUUCUGAGUCAGACCGGCGCAGUCCAGAGGGGGAGAGGAGGAGCCCCAGCAGUGAGGACGAGAAGGAGUCCUCCGCCGAGAUCCGUAACCCUGAGGACUACAAGGAGAUCUUCCAGCCAAAGAGCGCCAUCUCUCGCACCCCCCCAAAGAGUGAGCCAUUCCCUGCGCCUUUAGAAGAUGAGAGUUUUGUGGUGAGGGCUAACCAAGGGCUGGUGGAGCUCAUGACUCCUAUGACUGACAGACAGCAGCCCGGCCUGUUGAAGAACCUUCCAGUGGCCUCGUCCACUCCGGUCCUGAGGGUGGAGCCUACCGUGGUCGCCACGGCGCCCCGUCCCAUCCCCGUGGUAACCGCACGAUCUCCGACCUCUAACCACCCCCCUGCACCCCACCCAGCCCCCCCACCGGUCGUUGCUAUGGCGAAGGCCAAACCCCAGCCUAGCGUCAUCCUCUCCACCAGGAAUGAACCAAUAGGACUCAACGUGGGUGAUUUCCUGCCUCCUGCUCGUAACAACCGGCCCAGUGUGCUGGGUGAUGACGAGGCUCUGGCCCAGAUCAGAAAGGGCCAUGACACCAUGUGUGUGAUGCUCACCAGCCGACACAAGAACCUGGACACCAUCAGAGCUGUGUGGGGCAGCGGGGACGUCAAGACCUCCUUGGACUCGGCUGUCUCGAUGAAGGAUCUCUCUAUCGUCGUGGACAUCCUCAACAUCGUUAACCUCAAACCGUCGCUAUGGAAACUGGACCUGUGUACCGCUAUCCUGCCCCAGAUUGAAGAGCUGCUGCAAAGCAAGUAUGAGAGUUAUAUGCAGACGGGUUGCAUGUCUCUGAAGCUGAUCCUGAAGCGUUUCUGGCCUCUCAUCUCAGACACCCUGACAGCGCCCCCCUCUGUCGGAGUGGAUAUAACACGGGAGGAACGCCACCAGAAGUGCAAGGCAUGCUACAAGCAGCUGAAGAACCUCAGCAACGUGGUGAAGAACAAGGCCGACCAGGUGGGUCGCCACGGCAGCGCCUUCAAAGAGCUGCAACUGCUCAUGGCCCCACUGGACUACUGACAGUCGACUAUGCAAUUGGAGACAUGCACAGAUCCACAGACCCAAAAUGGCUGAGCACUGUGCUGUGAGGACUCAAGUCCGACUGACUGAUGGCUGCAUUCUCUCAUCUACCGGAGUGGUAAAUCAGGGGACAAUCACAGAUUCACACUGCGUGUGGAUGGACUGAAGCAGUGGACUCAGAGACUGAGCGGGAUAUGAGUCCUGUGUCCAGAAGGAGUCCAUGUUAGAACUCAUGGAGUAGCUGUGUGCUCAGGACGUAGCUCUCCUAUUUAAACACUGGGCACUUAUGAUUCCUUAAUCUGUGUGAGAGUAUGUGUUUGUGUGAGAAAUGAUGUCCUCUGUGACCUUGACUUUCCCACCACAGAUGAGGACACACACUUUUCAUAAUUCCUCCACGCACACAAACACCUAUGGCACACAGACCUGACUAGGGCCGGGUUUCAAUCCAUUUGUGGGUUAUAGGCAUUGCCUUUAAAAGCUGCAAUGUUCACACGGAGAUCCUAUUCACAGGAAAGGCUGCAUAUGUCGGCUCAAUCGGAAAUUGCCUAUAACCUGCCAUCGGAUUGAAACCCAGCACGUGUUCAGGUGAUUGAAGCGCUGAUGGGUGUACGGUGUGAUUUCUAUUUAAAUAUUCUCUCAAUCUUUUUCUACAUUCUGUACCUGAGAUGUCGACCCUAGAUGCACUCUUUGAAAGUAUUGUUAACACUAAAAGAACAUGUUUUUCUAAAAAAAGUAUUGUUUAAAAAGGAAGGAAUCUAGCUUUAGGCAUGUUUCUGGAGUUGAUCAGCAACAAGACUUCCGGAAUUGAAAGGAACAACGCUUGUUAUGUGUGUAAUUCCACUCCAACAGAGAGCAGCACUGUUCUAGCUGGUUGGGAAGGUACUGUUUGAAAGGUGCUAAAUUAAACGAACAAGGCAGACUAGCCCAUCCACCACUCCAUAGUGUGAAAUGUAUAGGGCACAGGGUCAUGUUUAAGGGGUCUUGUAGAAUCAGUUGCAACCAUAGUUAUACGGUGAUCACAACUUUGUAUUGGUCCCAUUGUGGCAUCUGUGAGCACAUGGGCAGCGCCAUCUCCAUUUUGAAGUAGUCCAUUUUCUUCUGAGUUGGUAAAACUGAAAGGGUACAUACAGUCACCUGGAAUGUGUUUAAACAGGUGUCAAGGUUGUCGAUUUACUGCCAUCUGCAGUUAUGGAACGUUUGCUCACGAGUAUAAUUCAUUGGCUGAUCCCUCCUGAUGACCUGGAUGGAAUUGUGAUCCUUACUUAACCCAUAGGAAGUCCCACCCAGUUGAUUACUUCAAAAUGUUGAAAGGCCUCAAUGGCACCAAAGAUUAUCUGGUCAAUGUAAUGGAUACACUAGUGGCCGCUCUAACACAUGAAACGUCUUAAACUGGAAGGCAGUCGGGAGGAGGCAAGAUCAGGUGGGACCAUUCUAGCCAAUGAGAGGGCAGAUACAGG
Molecule: messenger RNA, 4080 nt
Organism: Coregonus clupeaformis (lake whitefish)
Lineage: Eukaryota; Metazoa; Chordata; Actinopteri; Salmoniformes; Salmonidae
Product: katanin p80 WD40 repeat-containing subunit B1-like
Exons: 20
Coding region: 521-2623 (700 amino acids)
Biological process (GO): microtubule depolymerization; microtubule severing
Cellular component (GO): katanin complex
Molecular function (GO): microtubule binding
Source: RefSeq, a predicted model, not a curated record